ACUCAGUUACCCACCAGCACUCUCAGCGGCAACGUGCGCACCGGAGCCGCGACCCAAGUUCCUCGCUGACCCCGUGUUGUAUAUACCUCCCUCCCUCUCUCCCUACGCGUGCCUCCAGCUUCAGCCUCCCUCUACCUCUUUACCCUCCUGUGGGACCCUUGCAAGAUGAAGAAACCAACUCCGCCCAUGCUGGUGUUGGGGGCCUUUCUACUCUGCCAUGCUGUCUCCGGGUUGAAGCAGAUGGAGUUUGAUUAUGGGGGAUCACUACAACAGCUCUCCACCUUUGACGGGUACCGCUAUGGGAACUACAUGGGACCAGGUGGCUACUACAGAUUCUACUACUCGCUUCCCGAGAGCUCACGAGGGGAGGAGCGCACAGCCUCAGGGGAAGUCAAGGGCCACUAUGCCUUCGUAGCGCCGGAGGGGGACGAAUACCACUUCCGCUACGAGGCAGGCGACGAAGGCUACACCGUGGAGAGCAACGCCCUGCCGCAGCCGCCCCAGGACACCGAGGAAGUGAGGCGAGCGAAGGAAGUGUUCUUUGCCGCCUACCAGAGGGCGCUGGAGAUGGCGGAUUCCGACGAAAGUGACUAUGAAGAUUCCUCCUCCUCCUCCUCCUCCUCUGAAGAAUCCGAUGAAUCUGAUGAAGAGGAGUAUGAGGAAGAGGAGGACGAGGAGGAAAAGGAGGAUGAGGACGAGGAGGAGGAAGAUGAAGAGGAGGAGGACGACGAGGAGGAAGAGAGUGAGGAAGAGGAUUCUGAUGAAGAUUCUGAUGAAGAUUCCAGCGAGGAGGAUUCAAGUGAGGAGGAUUCAAGUGAGGAAGACUCAGAUGAGGAAGACUCAGAUGAGGAAGAGGGCUCAGAAGAGGAGGAUGAUGAUGAUGAGGAGGAGGAGGAAGAGGAAUCCGGUGAGGAAGAGGAGGAUGAAGAGGAGGAGGAAGAUGAAGAAGAAGAGGAGGAAGAAGAGGAUGAAGAGGAGGAAGAAGAAGAAGAAGAAGACGAAGAAGGCAAUGGGAAUGAGGAAGAAGAGGAAGAAGAAGAAGAAGACGAAGAAGGUGAGGAAGAAGAAGAAGAAGGAGAAGAAGAAGAAGGAGGAACUGGAGAGCACGAAGAAGAGAAUGGACUGAGGAGAGACAGAAGAAGACACGAGAGUGGGAAGGAGCUCCUGGCGUCACGAGCCUUCCAGAGUUUACUGAAGAACUUUGGCUUCGGUAGAAAAAUCCUGCGUCCUUAUCCUUACGCGAGACGAUGAGAUGAACCAGUCACGCCUUUGAAACCUCCAUCUUUUAAAUCCCCUUAUCUGUAUCACAAGACCUAAAAUCCCAAGCUAGUCAUAGGGAAAAUCGGUCUUAAGUCUGAAAAUUUAUGUCUUUUCUGUAUUUUCCUCACAGUAGUUCAUCAGCGCCAUCUGUUGAGACGAAACGUGACUACUGUGGUGAAGAGUCUUUUGUACUGAUGCUUAUGGUUUGUUUAUGUGGAAUAGGAAGAGUAAUUUUUAACGAUUGAAGGCGUAACUGAAGGUGUAAUUAGGUUCUGGAAGCAAUUAUUGAUGCACCUGGUAGGAAAUAGAUUGGUGAACUAAUUAGAGGUAGGAUUCACUUCAUUCUCUCUCUUCCUCUCCUUUUUCUGUUUCUGCCUUUUCCAUUUCGCUGAAACUCUCAAUUCUCAACCCUCCGUCUGUUUUCAUGCUUCUGCAGAGGAAAAACUUAGGCUAGGAAAUUUUAAGCUCUGUUUAAUAUAUUUCUUUGUUGUUGUUACUGAUUCAUUUAUUUUCGUGACGCCGAAAGUGCGUGUACGUGAUGUCUUCCCGUGUGUGUGUGUGUGUGUGUGUGUGUGUGUGUGUGUGUGUGUGUGUGUGUGUGUGUGUGUGUGUGUGUGUGUGUGUGUGUGUGUGUGUGUAAGCUUCCCUCCUUGGGGGCCCCGUUUUUCUGCUUUGGCCAGAUGCUACUUAAUUAUUGAAUAUUUAUUUUUGUAUAAAGCUAUAGUCACUAUACUAUAUUUUCCUCGAGAGCUUAAUAUAAUGUGGUUAUUCUUA
Molecule: messenger RNA, 2034 nt
Organism: Scylla paramamosain (green mud crab)
Lineage: Eukaryota; Metazoa; Arthropoda; Malacostraca; Decapoda; Portunidae
Product: glutamic acid-rich protein-like
Exons: 3
Coding region: 166-1251 (361 amino acids)
Source: RefSeq, a predicted model, not a curated record